Hypoxylon trugodes is the source of this 1725-nucleotide messenger RNA. RefSeq names its product Pre-mRNA splicing factor-domain-containing protein. The record is from RefSeq and is a predicted model, not a curated record. Gene Ontology annotation, cellular component: U2-type spliceosomal complex. The transcript has a single exon. Gene Ontology annotation, biological process: mRNA splicing, via spliceosome. Bases 150 to 1367 code for a protein of 405 amino acids. NCBI's taxonomy places the organism in Eukaryota, Fungi, Ascomycota, Sordariomycetes, Xylariales, Hypoxylaceae.
GGCAACUAAUUAUUUGGGGACAAACAGCCCAAAGCCGUCAUUUUUAAUUGUUUCAACACCCAUCUUAUUUAUCCAUCAACAACAUUCCUUCUCCAUCGCAUUACCUCCGGUUAUUUGCGCAUCAUUUUCUUCUAGCCAGAUAGCCCAGGAUGUUGCAACUGAAGAAAUCCUAUCACCCCGCGCUUCUGCGCAAUCAGCGCCGCGUCUAUGAGGAGGAGCAGAAGGCGUUAGAAGAGCGCAAGAAGACCGAAGCCCGUAUCCAAGAAAUCAAAGAAGAGCGCGCCAAGGAAGAACUACAACGACAACUCGCCAUAUCUGGAGGUCGUAAAGUAGUUGAUCGCGUGGAUUGGAUGUACCAGGGACCUAGCGAUGGUCAAAGUGGUACGACUGAAGAACUCGAAGGCUACCUACUAGGAAAGCGACGAAUCGACAAUAUCCUUACAAAGGGCUCCGACCAUGACAACCUCAAGAAGUCUGCCGGAUCGGAGAGUUUUAUGGCUCUACAAAAUGCGAAUACAGAAAGAGAUACUGCGAUGAAGAUCCGAGAAGACCCUCUCCUAGCUAUUAAGAGACAAGAACAAGCAGCAUACGAAACAAUGAUGAACGAUCCCAUAAAGAGACGGCAACUCCUAGCAUCGAUGGGCCAAGGGGAAGAGGAAAAGUCAUCACGCAAGAAGGAAGAUAAGCAUUCGAGGCGACACAGACACAGAUCACAUUCAAGAGAGCACCGCCGUCACCGACACCGUCGAUCCGACACAAGAGACAGAGACGAAUCACGAGAGCACCGACACAGACGUAGACGAACGGAUUCAAGAGAUAGAUCAGCAAGCAGAGACCGCUACAGCUCAAGGAAAGAACGCUACCCUGAACGCUCCGACCGAAGGCGAUCAACAUCUCGAGGGGAUCCCAAAGACGAUGAUAGACAGCGAAGAGGUCGAUCGCGUAGUCCACGUCGCAGUGAUGAUAGAGAUACCACAUAUCGACGCCGUCAAGAAUAUCCCGACGAAACAUUACGAGGAAGGCGACGGUACUCUAAUGAUCAAGAUGAUCGAAGAGAUAACCGACGAGACGACAGGCGGGAUUAUCGCGACCGGCGGUCAUUUAAGGAUAGACCUAAUAAUGGCCGCUACAAUAAACCCAAUGAAGCCGACGGCUCUGCCGAAGCAGCUGCAGAGGAGCGCGCCCGUAAACUCGCAGCUAUGCAAGAAGCCGCCUCCGAUCUCGAUCAGGAUAGAGAGAAGCGAUUAGCGUCAAUCGCGGAGAAGGAGCGCUUGGACAGAGAGGCGGAUGAUAAGGCUCGGGAGCGUUCUGGCAAAUACGGUGAUAGGGAAUUUGUGAACGGCUUAAGAAGGAAGCUUAUCGAGUAAGGGGUGAUGGUACUAGUGGUGACAAUGAAAAGUCGAGACAAUGUCUCCUCGAUUCUCAUUUAGAGGACUAGGACGGACUUGUGGAGGUGAAGAUUUGGGUAUUGCUAUUGCGAAUCGAUCCCAAAUCAAGCACGAAAACGUUUUUGGCAAGUUCGAUGCAAUCGGUAUCGACUACCGCAUUAUUUUAUGGUUACAGGGAAUAGAAAAGACGCUUGUACAAGAUGAAUCAGACGCGAGUUCGCGAGGUUGCUUGCGAUGCUUUUAAACACGGCACGGAUAAUCCUGACGAAUUCAUACGAAAUAGCUAGCAAUAGAAAUUACGACUUCAAAUUACGAAGGGCUCGUAUCCGACUUUUAA